This is a messenger RNA of Drosophila sechellia, 2630 nucleotides long. It is a transcript of the gene Mal-A6, whose product is annotated as Maltase A6. The record is from RefSeq and is a predicted model, not a curated record. Lineage: Eukaryota; Metazoa; Arthropoda; Insecta; Diptera; Drosophilidae. Gene Ontology annotation, biological process: carbohydrate metabolic process.
CUUGGUCAGUCAGACAUGGCGUAUUUUAAAAUCUUAAUCACAGCGAUACUCGAUUUGGGGAUCCACUGCGCCCUUGGGAGUGCAGCGGCAGUGGAUCUCGACCUUGAGAGAGCGACUACGGCCACGAACACCACUCGAGAUUGGUGGCAAGUGGCACAAUUCUAUCAGAUCUAUCCGCGCUCCUACAAGGACUCCGAUGGCGAUGGCAUUGGCGACCUGCAGGGUAUCAUCUCCAAGUUGGACUACCUAAAGGAGAUUGGAGUGACUGCCACCUGGCUUUCGCCCAUCUACAGUUCGCCCAUGGCGGACUUCGGAUACGAUAUUUCCGACUUCUUCGACAUUCAGCCGGAGUACGGCACAAUGGCCGACUUCGAUGAACUGAUCGCGGAGGCUAAAAAGCGGAACAUCAAGAUCAUCCUGGACUUUGUGCCGAACCACUCGAGCGAUGAAAACGUCUGGUUCCAGAAGUCGGUCAAGAGGGAGAAGGGCUAUGAGGACUAUUACAUGUGGCACGAUGGCUACUUGAAUGCCACUACCGGGAAAAGGGAACCACCGUCCAACUGGCUCCAAGCCUUCCGCGGAAGCGCCUGGGAGUGGAACGAUGAACGCCAGCAAUACUAUCUACACCAGUUCGCUUACUGGUUGGAUCGAGGUGUGGCUGGAUUCCGCAUGGACGCAGUGCCGUGGUGCUUUGAGGUCUUGCCAGACGCUGAUGGUCGGUAUCCCGACGAGCCGUUGAGUGGAUACACCGAUGAUCCGGAUGACUCCUCCUAUCUGAAGCACAUCUACACUCAGGAUCUGCGCGAAACGGUGGAGAUGGUUUUCUAGUGGCGCACUCUUAUGGACGAUUACCAGCGCAUCCACGGCGGUGACACGCGAGUUAUCAUGGUGGAGACCUAUUCCGGCCUGGACUAUGUGAUGCAGUUCUAUGGCAAUCGUACCACCAAGGGUGCUCAGAUGCCCUUUAACUUUCAGUUCAUUAUUGGCGGCAAUGGGGACAAGAACAACACUCAGCUCAAUGCGUCGGGCUUCGUGAAGAUAAUCAGUAGCUGGUUGAGCCAAAUGCCGGCUGGCCAGACAGCAAACUGGGUGAUGGGUAACCACGAUCAGCGGAGAGUGGGAAGUCGCUACGGCGAGAACCGCAUCGACUUGAUGAACAUGCUGCAGAUGUUCCUGCCCGGCGUGAGCAUCACUUACCAGGGAGAGGAACUGGGAAUGACUGACCUGGACAUCAGCUGGGAGGACAGCCGGGAUCCUGCGGCCUGCAAUUCCAACUCGGAUAUUUACGAGCAGUUCACUCGCGAUCCCGCCAGGACUCCAUUCCAGUGGAGCGAUGAGGCAAACGCUGGGUUCUCCACUAACGCCACCACCUGGCUGCCAAUAAAUCCAAACCAUGUUACCGUAAAUGCAAAGGCGGAGAAUUCCACGAGUCCCAGCCAUUUGAGCUUGUACAAGCAGCUGGUGGAUCUACGAAAAUCCAAGACUCUGCGGUUUGGCGCCACUCGAUAUGCGAAUGUGGGCGACAAUGUGGUGGCCAUUAGGAGGUAUCUGAGCGGGGAGCCCACCUAUGUGCUGGUUGCCAAUGUGCUGGACACCAGUGUCUCUGGAAUAGACGUAGCCAGUGCCAUAUAUGCGACUGGAAGCUACAAAAUCAAGCUGCUCAAUCCGCAAGCCAAGGCCACAGUUGGUGAUAGCGUCACACUGAGCAACUUGAAGCUGGAGCCUUACGCAGCCCUGAUUUUGGAGUCUGUCUAGAGUUUACAUAAUCAUAAUCAUAAGUUUGAAGAAGAACAAUACGUAUACAUAAAGUACAUCGAUAAUGUCUUGCUAUAUGGGCGCAUAAGUCAUUCGCGCGAACGACAUUGCAAAACUUUUCAAUUUUAGGGUCGCGUGCUGGGCCAACUUAUUAUAAAUUAUUAAGGAACUUUGUCCUGGCUCAAGAGUCACAGUCGCGCCGAGGACUGCUGGUGGAGGCAAAGGAAAUUCCAUUAGACGUGAUUGAUAAGACACACAAAUCACGCAUACGCAGCGUUGCUGCCACGCAAACCAAAGGACCGCAGAAGGUGAUUCGGAAAUGAGGCAACCAUAAGCGAGCGUGCGUGGGCGUUGCCUGUGUGGGUGCCUGGGUGCGCUAGUGAGUAUAGCCUACGCACUUAAAAGCCAUAUGUAGAAGGACCCUGUUAAGCUUUUUAAUUUACUCAUAAAAAUUAAGUGAAAUUAUGGCAAAAACGACAAAAUCGCUAUUUUUAGUCAGCACGAGCAUAAUUUCUGAUAUACCAAAUCACUUUAAACUGUUGUGCACCAUCAUCAGGCCCAGUUGAAAACCCCAGAGCUCAUCACCUACAAUAGUUCUGUCAUCGGCACGCUGUUUGCGGCAUUAGCUGGCAACCCUUUCCCCAAAAACGUCAACAGUACCCAAAACAUCAUCCCGCAAAACAUCAGGUACGUGAGAGCCAUUCAAAUGAGCGAGUGCCGACAAGCCGUUGGUCGCCAGUUAUGAGCCAUGUUUGCGGUGCAAUUAAUGAGCGACCUGUGAUUAAAUUAACUUUCAGGCCUCACCUGGCCAGCUCUGCAGGUGGCACGUGCCAAAUCAGAAGCGAGGGAGCAGGGAGUGAGAGCAGCAGAGCAGC